Molecule: messenger RNA, 519 nt
Organism: Mesorhabditis belari
Lineage: Eukaryota; Metazoa; Nematoda; Chromadorea; Rhabditida; Rhabditidae
Source: the annotation of a GenBank genome assembly
AUGUCAACUCGACGCCAUGCCGACGAUAUAUUGAACAUCAAUGUUGGAGGCAAAAAAUAUACGGUUAGAAGAACUGAUCUGUUAGCAGACCCACGUUCGAAAUUAGCUGAAUGGUUCCGCCCUGGUACUCAAAAAGCGAUUGCCACCGAUAAGGGAGGAAACUACUAUCUGGACCGCGAUGCUAAAACUUUCCGCCAUAUUCUCUCCUACCUUCGUCUUAAGAAAGAGCGCUUUGUCCCAUCAUUGGCCUUGCCAAGCAAGCCGGAUGACUUGGCCAAGCUAGUAGGGGAAUGUGAGGCUUUGAACUUGGCGGAAUUGAAGGAAAUGGCGCUCGAAAUGCUUCAAAAAUAUCAACGAACUGAAGAACAGCAUUAUGUGACAUCCUACGUUCAGAACGCAGUUCGUGAUUACGAAACGUGGCAAUUUGAAAAAGAGCAGAAUCAAAUGAACCUCAAAAAGAAAGCACACAUCGAAGAUGAUUAUGUCCCAAAUGCAGCCUAUGAUGAAUGGGACCGUAUG